[Candida] anglica is the source of this 1722-nucleotide messenger RNA. The record is from the annotation of a GenBank genome assembly. Lineage: Eukaryota; Fungi; Ascomycota; Pichiomycetes; Serinales; Debaryomycetaceae.
AUGUCUACUGGACAAGAAUCGAGUUUGAAUGGUGGGGGAGAUCCAAUUAGUCACCUUUCAGCUCAACUUAACACAAUCAAGAUCGCAGAAGAGAAUAGAGGUAGCCAUAGAAGAGUGUUAAAGACUCAUGAAAUCCCGGCAACAAACAAUAAUAGCUACUCAGAGAAUGGAUCUUCAUUUUUUGGUGGUACAAAUAGUCCAAUAAAUUUCUCUUCUGAUGAAAAGAGAAGACCAAUCAUUCAUAACAAACUUUAUUGUGAGCAAAUUAGAGUGAAGACUAGUGGUAUUAAGGCCAAUCCAAACUCAAGUUCUGCCACGAAAGUGCUACUGAAACUUGGGUCAGAUGAUCUCAAGUCUGUGAAAUCCCAUACUGAAUUAGCACAAACAGCCAAUGGAGUAAGAAUGCUUGCUAGAAAUCUUGCAAAAGCUACCAUCCAGUUGGAUGUGCGAGCCAUCAUGAUUGUCACCAAGGCCAGGGACAACUCGUUGAUAUACCUUACACGUGAAGUGGCCGAAUGGUUAUUGACACGUGAACGAGAAAUCGUGGUGUAUGUUGAUGGAAAUUUGGCUAAACUGAAAAGAUUCGAUGCUGAGGGAUUAAUUAAAACUACACCUAGAGCUGAGACUUAUCUUAAAUAUUGGGAUAGGAAGUUUGCCUUUAGAAAUCCAGAGAAUUUUGAUUUAGUUGUCACUUUGGGAGGAGAUGGAACAGUAUUAUAUGUAUCUAAUUUAUUUCAAAGAGUGGUUCCACCAGUUAUUUCAUUUUCUCUUGGAUCAUUAGGUUUCUUAACAAACUUUAAAUUUGAUCAAUUUAGAGAGAAAAUGUCACAAGCAGUUGAUGCUGGAGUAAGAGCAUAUUUAAGAAUGAGAUUCACUUGUCGAGUUCAUAGGGCAAACGGACAACUUGUAUGUGAACAACAAGUCUUGAAUGAAUUGGUGGUAGAUAGAGGUCCUAGUCCAUAUGUGACUAAUUUAGAACUCUAUGGAGAUGGUUCAUUGUUAACAAUAGCACAAGCUGAUGGAUUAAUCAUUGCCACCCCUACUGGAUCUACUGCAUAUUCAUUAUCCGCUGGUGGAUCAUUAGUACAUCCUGGUGUAAGUGCCAUCAGUGUCACACCUAUUUGCCCCCAUACAUUGUCAUUCAGACCCAUCUUACUUCCUGAUGGUAUGCUUCUUAAGGUCAAGGUUCCGGAAACCAGUAGAUCUACCGCUUGGGCAUCAUUUGACGGUAAAGUUAGAACCGAAUUAAAUAAGGGUGAUUAUGUUACCAUCCAGGCAAGUCCAUUCCCAUUCCCAACUGUUAUCAGCUCUAAAACAGAUUACAUAGAUAGUGUGAGCAGAAAUUUGAAUUGGAAUGUCAGAGAGGCGCAAAAGCCAUUUACUUCACUUUUAAAGAAAAAGAAAACGUCUAAACGCAUCGACGGAGAUGGAGUUGGUGAUAUUUCAGGUCAACCACAUAUAGACGAGGAGGAAGAAGAAGAAGAGGAUGAUGAUGAAUUUGAUAUAAAUACAAAUGAAGAUGAUGAUGAUGAAGCUCAACAGUUGGAGGAAGAGGCGUACGAAACUUGGUCAUCUUCCCUGAUAUCUGAUGAGGAACAAAGUCCAUACCUUCCAGAAAUUGGUAGUGGUAUAAGUACCCCACCUACACACACCCAUAGUUAUAAUAUGGAUGAUAGAACUUGUUUUGCACAUCCAAAUGCAAAGAUCACUCUUCGAGAUUAG